Messenger RNA from Miscanthus lutarioriparius, 3471 nucleotides. The record is from the annotation of a GenBank genome assembly. Lineage: Eukaryota; Viridiplantae; Streptophyta; Magnoliopsida; Poales; Poaceae.
AUGCCGUGUGCACUUGAAGUAAUCGACACAAGGUUACAGACCACGUCACAUAUCCAGUGCAGCAGAUCAUUUGACCAAAAUAUUGGAAGACGCUUUUCAAAGGGCCAUCUGAUACAAAAAACUGUUGCUGUUUGUCCUGAGAACAGUGACACCUCAUCAGCUACACUUCCGCUUGGGCAUGAUUCAGAUUGGAAACAGGCACCAUUUUUGUCUGUCACUCAAGAGGUCAACAAGGUAAUCUCGUCAUCAGGAGCUCUUGGUACAGAGUGCCUUGAGCUAUUAUCUGCACAGCCAAGAAUACUGUGUUGCUUAGGCCAGCCGAAUGAAAGGAACAUGCAUGAUCAGGUUGAUUCUUCUAAACCAGUUUCCAAUGGAAACACACAUGGAGGAAGCACCUUAAGGCAAUCUCGGCAAAGGAAAAACGUUUGUAAUUCAUCGACGGCAGUCCCUCCCUGCCAUGUAGUUGCAAAGUACUCCAGGCCUGUCGCUACUACUCUGAGUCUGAGAUCUGAUUCUGAUAUUUUGCACAAUGAUGACAAGCUUUCAAAAAGGAGUUAUAGAAAGAGAGGAAAACAGUGCAAGCGAACAAUCCGCAAAAGGCUGAAUUUGGCAUCAGAAACCACUUUUGAAGAGAGUACUUAUGGUGCUUCUCCUGUGGAGGUAGUUCCGACCAAUUUACUGGUUGAUAAGUUGUCAGAGACCACACCCUCUGCUAGCUCGUUGGUUAAAAAUGAUGGUCAGUACAACAAGGACUAUGUGAAAUGUGGUAUUAUGUUGAAUUUAGCUACAUUGGGAACUGAUGAGAUGGAUGGCUCUGGAUGUGCUGGUUCAUCUUAUAAUGUCGCAGGAGGGAGAUUAAGCUCCAGUUGUGCUCCUUACUUGAAUGAUGAAUCAAAUACGAUCAAUUCUUCAGAAUUUGAUGGAUCCACUUUCACUGAACAUGGCUUGGGAGAAGAAAGCUAUAGCUACCAGAAGUUAACAUGUGCCCAUGUUUAUAACCCCAGUCAUGCAACCACGGAUUCCACCUUUAGUAGGUGGAACAAUGACAACAGUGGGAACUACAGUGUUGAUGUUGAGGCUACCAUCAAAGAUGAAAAUGGACAUGACCAUUCAAAACCAGGGGCCUCCACAGGGCUGAGCAAUAUGAGGGUGGAAUGCCAGUUCAUAGGGUCACAUCUUAGUGCUACUCAUGCUGAAGAUACAAAUGAUCAUCUAGGAAUCAGAUCAUACUCUAAGGAUGUUACUGAUAGUUGUAGCAAUACUGAAAGGGUUCAGUGCAGCAGUCAGGCAUGCAGCAGCAAGGCCUCUCUUCAAUUUAGUUCAGGGAGGAGGAACAUAAAAUCAAGUAAAACACCAAGCUACAUUGAUUUGACUGUGUCUAACAGAGUGAGAGGUUCCAAUAGGCACAAGAACAAUGGAAAAGAUAGUUCAGCAGUGUGGCAGAAGGUAGAAAGAAAUGACAAGAUGAUAUCUAAAGCAGGGCAUUUGAGCAAUUCAUCUAUUCAUGAUAAGGGUGCACAUGAAGUUGGUAAGAAGGGUGUACAGGAAGAUCCAACAAGAAUUCGGGCAAAAUGUAAUCAGAAUAGGAAAAUGUGCAAACAGGAUUCCUCAAAUGGGACAGUUGAACUGGAGCCUACCAAAGAAGAAGAUGCAUUGAACUCCUGCCAUACAUUUUCUGGACCUGUCUACAAGAAGCAGGCACCCUUUCUACGCCAGCAAAGAAGCUCUUCUUCGAAACAAGGUUCUCAGUCAUCGAAAAACUACUAUGCUCCUAGGAUUGGUAUCCCCAAGGUGCCAAAGGAUUACUUGCAGCAAGAAGAAUUGCCUAUGUUGGUGCUAGUUCAUGCCAAGAACACCAGUGAUAGAUCAACCUCGUAUUCAAGUUCAGCUGAUGAAGUUGGUCUAACUGGAGUUGGCAGCAACUACCCAACUGAGGGAAAUGAGGGUUCACAACCUGGUAUUGAGAUAGCAGCAUCAGUAUCUUGCAACUUGGUUCCAGAUUUGGCCCCACAAGCUGCUUCUGAUGAUUCCCACGUAUCAGAUCCUCACUCUUUAUGUCCUGAAAACAAGGGUGUAUCCACCAGUCGGAGCUCCAAGAACCUGUGCACUGAUCCUUUUGUUGCAGAAACAAAGGAAGCUCGAUGUGUGAAGUUACUAACAGAGAAUAAUUCUCAAGAAUGCUGUAAGUGGUAUUCUGGUGCUGGACACUUGUCACAGAAGUGGAUUCCUGUUGAUAAGAAGGAAACUUGCAAUGGGAUCUAUUUGGAUGUCUCAGCUAAUGGUGAGGACAGCAACUUACCUAGUGAAAGGACUUAUAAACUGAACUCAUCUGAACAUGUUGAUUUGAAAUUCCAAGCAGAUAAUGCAACUGAGACCGAUUACAGCAAGAUGAAAGAGGCUAUCAGUUAUGUUUACACAGCACAGCAGCAAGUCGAAGAUAUCCAACUUCGCAUUGGUGGUAGGCCUAUUGCUGAUUUGGAAAAUUUUGUUUACUCUGCUUCUCCAAUUGUGCACUGCAGCCCUUGCCCUGCUGGCUGUAAAUCUUACCUGCAAGAAUGUGUGAAGGAUGGCUUAUGUUUACAUCAGACUCCAGAUAUCACUCUAAGAACUGUCUGGCAGUGGUACGAAGAGCCUAGCUGCUAUGGUUUGGAUGUAAAGGCACAAGAUCUCCGGAGGUCAAAAGGCUUGUGGAAUAGUCAUUGUCAGUUUACAACGUAUUUUGUACCAUAUCUAUCUGCUGUUCAACUCUUCAGUCAACCUAAAAGAACCAGUGGUGGAAGCAUUGAUAAGGAGUCAAUCCAUAGGAAUGUGACAUGUGAAACAUCUCCAAACCUGAACCUGCCCCCAAUAUUUGCAAAGCUUUUUCCAAAACAAUCUAAUCCAGUAAACAAAUCAUCUACUCUGCAUACUGAAGAUGAUCAGCAGACAGCAGAUGGGGAGCUGAUAUUUGAAUUUUUUGAAUCUGAACAACCAUACUCGCGGCAACAGUUAUUUGACAAGGUAAAUGAGCUGAUUGCUGGUGUGAAACCAUCGAAAUGCCAAAUAUCUGGAGACCCAAAGAAUUUGGAGGUCAGCCUGCAUGAUCUCCAUCCAGCCUCUUGGUAUUGUGUUGCAUGGUAUCCCAUAUACCGGAUACCUGAUGGAAAAUUUCAGGCCGCAUUCUUGACAUAUCAUUCUCUUGGGCACUGGAUUCAUCAGAGCAGCUCAGCAGACGGGGCUGUUGUUUUGCCAGUCAUAGGCCUGCAGUCUUACAAUGCCAAGGCAGAGUGGUGGUUUGAGAUGAGGAAAUCCGAUUCUGAAGGUGCCGUGUCAGCAGAGCCGCAGUCCAGUGAAGCAUCCCAGAUUCUGAAGGAGAGAUUGUGCACGCUGAAUGAGUCUGCGGCGGUGAUGUCCAGGGCCAGCGUGCUGAAGAAUGGGCAGAUGAGUAGAAACAGGCACCCAGACUUCGAGUUCUUCCUCUCCCGGAGCUGA